AUGGAAGAAAAUGGCUACAAACUUAAGAAAAUCAGAGAACAUCUUACAGAACCAAAACUUAUAUCAACUAUUAACACAGCGUAUGAAAAACUAAACAGUGUUGCUUGUCUCAGUGAUGAAGCAAUUUGGACAACUGCCCGUGACUCCAGUUCCAGAGAGAAACAAUCAAUUCAGUUUGAUAAUGAGUGCCAACCUCUUUAUUCAGAAAAUGACAAAAUCAAGUACAUUACUGAGAAUAGAAACCUGGAUAUUUGUGUGGCUGAUUCUGGGGAUCGUGCUAUAAUAGUCGUCACCGAAAUUGGAAAAUUCCGAUUUAGAUACACUGGACAUCCUUCUACUAAAGGUAAACCAUUUAAACCUUACGGGAUAGCAUCCGACAGUCAGAGUCAGAUCCUGACAGCAGACAGUGAUAACCACUGUAUCCACAUCCUAGACCAGGGUGGACAGUUCCUCAGUUUUAUAGAAAACUGUAAUCUGAAAGAUCCAUAUGGAUUAUGUGUGGAUAAAAAUGACGAUCUUUUUGUUGCUGAGUUUUAUAGUGGUAAAGUUAAGAGAAUACAAUACCUCACAUAA
Saccostrea cuccullata (small rock oyster) is the source of this 573-nucleotide messenger RNA. RefSeq names its product tripartite motif-containing protein 3-like. Gene Ontology annotation, molecular function: translation repressor activity; protein binding; ubiquitin protein ligase activity. Gene Ontology annotation, biological process: negative regulation of translation; proteasome-mediated ubiquitin-dependent protein catabolic process; protein polyubiquitination. The coding region runs from base 1 to 573 and encodes 190 amino acids. The transcript is spliced from 2 exons. The record is from RefSeq and is a predicted model, not a curated record. NCBI's taxonomy places the organism in Eukaryota, Metazoa, Mollusca, Bivalvia, Ostreida, Ostreidae.